Olea europaea var. sylvestris is the source of this 972-nucleotide messenger RNA. Its product is annotated as transcription factor MYB119-like. Gene Ontology annotation, cellular component: nucleus. Gene Ontology annotation, molecular function: DNA-binding transcription factor activity, RNA polymerase II-specific; RNA polymerase II cis-regulatory region sequence-specific DNA binding. Gene Ontology annotation, biological process: regulation of DNA-templated transcription. Bases 1 to 972 code for a protein of 323 amino acids. The record is from RefSeq and is a predicted model, not a curated record. Lineage: Eukaryota; Viridiplantae; Streptophyta; Magnoliopsida; Lamiales; Oleaceae. The transcript has 3 exons.
AUGGCACAACCAGUAAUUAUACCACCGGAGAGCCAAGCUUCAUGGAAGGACUUCAACAUGAAAAACAAACUUCAGUACACAGGCGAAGAAGACAGGAGACUGAUUAGCUUAGUACAUCAAUUUGGAUUGAGGAAAUGGGCUGUAAUAGAUGAAGAAAUGGUUGGUGGAGUGGGAAAACAAUGUCGCGAGAAAUGGAAUAAUCAUCUACAUCCUCGUAUCAAGAAGGACAUUUGGACUGAAGAUGAAGAGAGACAGUCAAUUCAAGCACAUGAAAGACUUGGAAAUCGAUGGGCGGAGAUAGCUAAGUAUUUCAGUAAUAGUUCCACCUCCACUAACUCAAAUUUCGGUACCACCACCACUGCAGCAAAUCCGUCUAACGUCGGCACACGACUCUUUGACAAUGAAGACUCUACACCCUUUUUCAGUUUCGAAUCAUGCAAUGAUGAAAUGGGUUUCAUGAAAACCCUGUUUGAAAACAAUCAGUCCAUCGAUUCAAUUCCAGUCGAUCAUUGUCAACUAAUGAAUCUAGUUGAAGGGACAUUUGAGAAUACUUAUAGCUUCAACAUUGAUGAAAAUUAUAAUCAUCCCACCAUCUUCUUCACUUCCCGGGAGAAUUUACGGACAACUGAUUCUCAACUGCCUGCUAUAGAAUAUGUGGAAAAUGACUUAUUCCAUUCUAUUCCAAAUCCUAUGGGAAAUAAAUUUUUCCCUUCUGAGAAUUCAGAUUUAAUCAUUGAAUUUAAUUCUAACUUUCGAAGUGUGGAGACUGAAGCUUCACAGAUUUAUCCUGAUGAGUUGUACUUUUCAUAUCAAUGGGAUGGAUGCAAUGCUGGAAACAUAACAUCGACAACAAAUCUACCAACAAUUGAUCAAGGUACAACCUUUAGAUGUACAAUGGACACGGAUUUGAUGGAUAUGGUCUCAUCUUCUCAGUUGCCUCCUCAACUAAGUCCAUACAAUGGCUUCUUCUAA